AUGGCGUCCGACAAAUCGGAAGUGCUCGAUACUUCGACGUCUUCGGAUAAUGAAGCGUUACCUGUAGUUAGGGAAAAGCAUCCUGUAAAAUGGUACCGCUCCACCCUCUACAACUCCAUCAUCCUCGGCCUAUGCAAUUUCCUAGCCCCAGGUAUCUGGACCGCAAUGAACAGUCUCGGCGCCGGCGGUGAAGAAACCCCCUACCUAGUCAACGCCGCCAACGCCCUCACCUUCUGCCUCAUGGUGCUCUCCUGUUUCUUCUCCUCCAUCCUCGUUAAAUACAUCGGCAUCAAACCCGCGCUCGUCUUCGGCACACUAGGCUAUGCCCCCUAUGCAGCAGGUCUCUACUGCAAUAAUCGAUAUGGCAACGAAUGGCUAGUGCUGCUAGGCGCAGCUCUCUGCGGUCUUUCCGCAGGCGUUUUCUGGAUGGCGGAAGCGGCCAUUGCGUUGAGUUACCCGGAACCCGAAAAUCAGGGCAGGUUUCUGGGGUUGUGGUUGAGUUUUCGUGUGGGGGGUCAAUUUCUGGGUGGGAUUAUUAAUUUGGCGCUAAAUGUGGAUAAUUCGGGGAAAGGUAAGGUUUCUUAUAAUGUGUAUUUGGUCUUCAUCGCAUUACAAGCCCUGGGACCCUUUGCAGCGCUAUUUCUCACGCCACCGGAGAAAGUCCAGCGAACGGAUGGCGUGAUUCCUAAUCUUCGCAUCUCAGAAUCGAGCUGGACCGAAAUCAAAUUGACGACGAAAUUGUUUGCCAGUAAAUACUUCUUGUUACUGGUGCCGGUUAUUGCCCAGGGAGUCUAUAGUGAGGCGGUUAUGUUCACGUAUGAAUCCGUGUGGCUAAGUGUGAGGGGAAGAGCACUCGGUUCGUUUCUUUCGGGUAUCGUGGCGAUGGUUUCGGGGAAUUUGUUGGGUGCGUUUUUGGAUCGCGAGAAGUGGUCGUUGAAGAGGAGGGCUAGGUGGGCUUUUAUUGGCAUUUUGGCUUUGCAGGGUGUUUGGUGGAUUUGGGGAACCGUCCUCGUGACAAACUACUGGGGUCAAAAUCCCCUACCGAUGUAUGAUUGGAAGGAUGGCGGCGCAUUCGUGAGGACGUUCUUGUUGUUCCUAGGAUGGGUCUCGGGAUUUCAAAUCAACUAUCUAUUCCUCUACUUCAUCGUAGGCAACCUCGCCAAAACCCCCGAAGAAGUCAUUCGAAUCGCAGCACUACUCCGCGGAACCGAAUCGGCUGUUCAGGCUGUUAGUUACGGAUUAAAUAGCAUCACAGUUAUGGGUGAUAUCGGUGGCGUGUAUAUUAAUUUUGGUCUUUGGGGUUUAGCGUUGAUACCCGGGUGGUUGGUGGUUAGGGAGAUUGGGGUUAGUUUGGGGGAUAAUAAGAUUGUGAGGGAGGGGGAAGUAGUGAGAGUGGAGAGAGCGUGA
This is a messenger RNA of Sclerotinia borealis F-4128, 1407 nucleotides long. Lineage: Eukaryota; Fungi; Ascomycota; Leotiomycetes; Helotiales; Sclerotiniaceae. The record is from the annotation of a GenBank genome assembly.